UGGUAUAUCUUGAUGCUGAUACGAUUGUCGUUAAGAGCAUUGAUGAUCUAUUUAAAUGUGGAAAAUUUUGUGCAAAUUUGAAACACUCCGAGAGACUAAAUUCUGGAGUAAUGGUGAUUGAGCCAUCAGAAGAGGUUUUUAAAGAUAUGAUGAGCAAGGUGACCACUUUGCCUUCUUACACUGGAGGUGAUCAAGGUUUUCUGAACUCCUACUAUGUUGGGUUUGCUAAUGCGCGUGUUUAUGAGCCAAAUCAGUCUUCAGAUGUCCUAAAUUCUAGAAAGGUCCCUGAAAUGGAGAGACUUUCUACUCUUUACAAUGCAGAUGUUGGCCUUUACAUGCUUGCUAACAAGUGGAUGGUAGAUGAGAAAGAACUCCGAGUAAUUCAUUAUACACUGGGACCACUUAAACCAUGGGAUUGGUGGACUUCUUGGCUGUUAAAACCUGUUGACGUUUGGCAGAAUGUUAGGGUACGUCUUCAAGAAUCUCUACCUGGAACUGGAGGGGGCAAAAAUCCUAGAGAUGAACUUCUUGUCAAAUUUCUGUUUCUGCUUCCAUUGCUUUUGGUGACAUUUUUUUACUAUCGGUUGUGUUUACAGACACGAUCGUUAGUUGACCACAUUAGACAUCUAUACUACAAGAUCAGAUCUGGAGGCGUCCUAGCUUAUUCCUCUGUUCCUUCGUCCACCAUUCUUUCAGAUCAGCAGCUGAAGGUGCCUGCUUUUCUGGGUGGGAUAUCGGUAUGCGUCUGUUUUGCUGCUGUUCUGGUGUCUCUUGGGCUUUCACUUGUAAUUAUCCCCCGCCAAGUAAUGCCGUGGACUGGUCUCCUCUUGAUGUACGAGUGGACGUUUACACUUUUCUUCCUUCAGUUUGGAAGUUAUUUGCACUUAGUUUAUCAAUGGGGAAAGGCUGUGGCAAAUCGAGCUGGACAAUUUCGGGCUGAUUCUGCGUCUUUGGACCAUGAAUCUGGAAAAGGUCAUCAGCGGCAGCAAUCAUGCUGCGAAAUUGCUGCAUGCAACUACGGGUUAGGGAUGGCAUUUCUCGCAAUUUUAGCCCCUGCAUUGCCUAGCAUUUUCGGUAUCACUGCUUUGUUUUUGAGGUUAGGUUUGAUGGUCGUUGGAGGCCUUGUUUUAGCAUCGUUCAUGACAUAUGCUGCGGAGCAUCUGUCGAUAAGAUCAUUUACGAGGGGUUAUGAAGAUAAAGAUGCACACCAGAGUAGGAGUAUAUGUUUCUUAUGCUGAAUGCUGAUCUAUAUUGCUCGACUCACCAAAAAUACUGUCGCACCUGGAUCGGAUCCUCGAAAUUGCACUAGUUUUGGAGGAUCCGACACACACUCGUCAACUAAUCCAAGCUUUUUUGCUUGCAUUUGUUGUUCAUUUUGACACUAUUGUGUAGAAUAUGUGUAGUUUUUUUUUUUCUGGAUUUCACACUUGCUUAUGUUAGAAAGAUUUGAGGUGUAAUUCUUUGUAAAGUGCAUGUAUAUGAUUGUUAAACUCUUAACCAAUGUGAAAAUAUCUGUUGCUCUA
Molecule: messenger RNA, 1523 nt
Organism: Capsicum annuum
Lineage: Eukaryota; Viridiplantae; Streptophyta; Magnoliopsida; Solanales; Solanaceae
Product: inositol phosphorylceramide glucuronosyltransferase 1
Molecular function (GO): glycosyltransferase activity
Source: RefSeq, a predicted model, not a curated record